This is a messenger RNA of Rosa rugosa (rugosa rose), 446 nucleotides long. Its product is annotated as brefeldin A-inhibited guanine nucleotide-exchange protein 5-like. Lineage: Eukaryota; Viridiplantae; Streptophyta; Magnoliopsida; Rosales; Rosaceae. Gene Ontology annotation, cellular component: trans-Golgi network. The record is from RefSeq and is a predicted model, not a curated record. The transcript is spliced from 5 exons. Bases 117 to 440 code for a protein of 107 amino acids.
GCAACUGGAAUUUUUUUUUAGUGCUUUUGUUGCGGUUUAGAGAAAGUCUCAAGGGUGAAAUAUGCAUCUUCUUUCCUUUGAUAGUUCUCCGGUCCCUGGAUGGCUUGGAUUUACCCAUGAACCAAAAAAUGAGUGUCCUUAGGAUGGUUGAAAAGGUUUGCAAGGAUCUUCAGAUGCUUGUUGACAUAUUUGUGAACUAUGACUGUGAUCUUGAGGCACCGAACUUGUUUGAGCGGAUGAAUAUCUCAAGGGAUGCAAAAUGCAGAUCCAAUAUGGUUGUUGCGUCCCAGACUACUUCAAUAAAGGGUUCAUCUCUUCUGUGUCUUGUGAAUGUGCUUAAAUCACUCGUAGAUUGGGAAAAGUCAUGUGGAGAAUCAGAUAGAAUAAAAACACUUAGUCUCUGGAAGGAGAUGCUUCAGCUAAAGAGUCUGUUGAUGUGAAAAGCA